This is a messenger RNA of Triplophysa rosa, 5273 nucleotides long. It is a transcript of the gene eif2ak4, whose product is annotated as eukaryotic translation initiation factor 2 alpha kinase 4. The transcript has 39 exons. Bases 162 to 5063 code for a protein of 1633 amino acids. Gene Ontology annotation, biological process: DNA damage checkpoint signaling; regulation of translational initiation by eIF2 alpha phosphorylation. Gene Ontology annotation, molecular function: ATP binding; protein binding; eukaryotic translation initiation factor 2alpha kinase activity. Gene Ontology annotation, cellular component: cytosol. Lineage: Eukaryota; Metazoa; Chordata; Actinopteri; Cypriniformes; Nemacheilidae. The record is from RefSeq and is a predicted model, not a curated record.
GCACUAAACGUCAUCCGCGCGACGCAGGCCACGCGACAGCUGUUAUGAUUGCAUACCUCCACAUGACAGGUUUUAUUGAUCUUUUUUGACGUUUCUCGCGUUUCCUUACGAGUUGUAUGUUGUGCGGAGGUUGAGUUUGUGACGCGGGCUCAUAAUGCAGAAUGAAUGAUCAUUCGGUGGAGCAGGAGAACGAGCUCGAGGCGCUUUCAUCGAUAUUUGGAGAAGAUUUCACAGACGUCAGAUCACAGCACCCCUGGAAGGUCAGAAGUCCUCCGGAGAUGCACCUUCACCUGCGUCCUAAAGCUCUGAGUCAUGGACAGACCAGUUUUGUUUCUGUGGACCUGCAGGUCAAAUGUCCACCUACAUAUCCUGAUGUACCACCAGAGUUGGAGCUGAAGAACGCUAUAGGUCUCUCGUACGACAAACAGCAGAACCUGCAGCUGGAGCUGAAUAAACUGGCCGAAGAGCGAUGCGGAGAGGUGAUGAUCUACGAGCUGGCAGAUUUCGUUCAGUGUUUUCUGACGGAGCACAACGUUCCUCCUUCGAGCUCCUUCCACGAGGAGAUGCUGAAGAACCAGCGGCGCUUACAGGAGCGCUUGGCCCUGGAGGAGCAACAGAAGAUGGACCAGCGCCGGAGACAAGAAGAACAGACGCAAAACGAGAUUCUCGCGGAAAUCCAAAGGCGAGAGGAAGAGAAACGAGAGGAGAAGAAGAAGAAGGAGAUGGCCAAGCUGGAGCGUAUGGAGACCACAAGUCAGCCUGUUUUAGAAAGACAAACAUCAUCCUCACCUGCAGAUCCUUCCGAUGUCAAGAAAAUGCUUGCAAACCGACGGCUGACCACGUCCAGCAGUAGACACAGACGUGACACAUUCAACGAGGAGAAUGCACGGCAGACCGAUGUUCUGCACUUCAGUAAUAGCUCUUUUGGGGAAGUGAUGGUUCACAGAGGGAAGUGCAUCGGUGAGAGCGAGCGUCUGGGCCGCAGCUUGUAUUACGCUUUCAAUUCCACAUCUGGAGAUUUCGCCGUUAUGUACGAGUGGAUCCUUCGCUGGAACAAGACCAUCGGCAAAUUCUUCACCAGCCAGGAGAAAGAGAAGAUAGACAAGUGUAAAAAACAGAUUCAUGGUGCGGAGAGUGAACUCAACUCCCUGCUGAAGUUACAUCACCCCAAUCUGGUGCACUAUCAAGGGCUCAGCUGCAUCGAGCGGGACGACUGUCUCAUGGUUGAUCUCCUGGCAGAACACGUUCCCGGAUCCAGUCUGGCCCAGAACGUUUCCAGUAACGUUCCGAUGCCCAUCGAUCAACUGCGUCAUCACGCCAUCCAGCUGGUCAGCGCUCUGGACUUCCUGCACAGUAACUCAGUGGUCCACAAACAGCUGAACGCUUCCUGCGUGCUUCUGGAUGCUCAUGGAGACGUGAGACUGUCGGACUACAGUCUGGCCAAACGUCUGUCUGACGUCUGUAAGGAAGACAUCUUCGAGCAGGGUCACGUACGCUUCUGCGAGGACGCGCUGCCCACGCGCCCGGGGAAGAAAGGUGAUGUCUGGAGCUUAGGGCUGAUGAUGCUGGCUCUGGCUCAGGGGCAAGAGGUGAAGGAAUAUCCUGUGAGCAUCCCGACGACUUUACCGGCAGAUCUGCAAGACUUUCUCAACAGGUGUGUGUGUCUGAAUGAUGCAGACCGCUGGCAGACUCAACAGCUACUGGACCAUUCCUUUCUACGUCCACCGUCACCCAAGAGUGCCCUGCCGUGUCCUGAGUCCAGCCCAGAGGACACGGGUGUUGAUUUUGCCUCUACGGUUGUUCCUCACAGUCACCUCCUGAGCGCCCCCUUCAGUACGGAGGUGCAGAAUCGCUUCUCGCGUUAUUACAAUGAGUUCUCUGAACUUCAGCUGCUGGGGAAAGGCGCGUUUGGUGCCGUUAUUAAGGUUCAGAAUAAAUUAGACGGUUGUUACUAUGCUGUUAAACGGAUCCAGGUAAACCCGGCCAGCAAGCAGUUCCGGCGAAUCAAAGGCGAGGUAACCCUGCUCUCGCGACUCAACCACGAGAACAUCGUCCGUUACUAUAACGCCUGGAUAGAGCGGCACGAGAUGCCUGUGACCGGCGCGUCAAACAGCGACACCUCCGAGACGCAGAGCACCCCCGAACGACCCCACCGACCCGCGGCUCCGUCCAGAUGGAACGAGCUGGGCCUGGUGGACAACAUCGAGGACGACGCCCCGCCGCCGGCCCUCACCAGCUCGGUGGAGUGGAGCACGUCUCUGGAGAGAUCAUCCAGCGCUAAAUGCAGCGCUGCAGACUCCACCGAUGACGAAGAGGAUGACGAAGAGGCAGAUGUGUUCUGUCCCUCCUUCCUCCCGCCCGACAGCGACUCGGAGAGUGACAUCAUCUUUGAUACCGCUGAUGUCAGUCGAGACAGUUUCUCACAGGAGGAGCCCAUCAGCAGUAUAGCAGCGGUGACAUCAGAGAGUUUGGGAGAGAACGCUCUCCUGACGGCACAUUACCUGUAUAUACAGAUGGAAUACUGUGAAAAAAGCACUUUAAGAGACACGAUCGAUGAGGGUUUGUACCGGGACGUCAGUCGUCUCUGGAGACUCUUCAGGGAGAUUCUGGACGGUUUGGCGUAUAUUCACGAACAGGGAAUGAUACACAGAGACCUGAAGCCGGUCAACAUCUUCUUAGACUCUCAGGAUCACAUGAAGAUCGGAGACUUUGGCCUGGCGACAGACCACCCAGCUUAUGUGGCAGCUGGUAAACUGGAAGCAGAGGAAACCAAUUCAGGAUUUAUUCCCAAACCAGAUCCAACAGAUAAUAUGACCGGGAUGGUGGGAACGGCUCUUUAUGUGGGUCCAGAAGUUGAAGGAAGCACUAAAGCGACUUACAAUCAGAAAGUCGACUUGUUCAGUCUGGGAAUCAUCUUGUUCGAGAUGUCCUACAGACCCAUGAGCACGGCGUCCGAACGCAUCUGUGUGCUCAGUCAACUGAGGAAGGACUCCAUCAAUUUUCCUGAAGAUUUCUCUCAGUACGAGAGCGGAACGCAGAGGAAGGUGAUCAGCUGGCUGUUGAAUCACGACCCAGCGCUGCGGCCGACGGCCGUGGAGCUCCUGAAGAGCGAUCUGCUGCCUCCACCACAGAUGGAAGAGUCCGAACUUCACGAGGUCUUACAGCACACCAUGGCCAACGUCAACGGCAAAGCCUACCGCACCAUGGUCAACCAGCUGUUCUCUCAGAACAUCUCGCCCGUCAUGGACUUCACGUAUGACAGCGACGCACACAAGGGCUCCUUUCAUUUCACCAGCGCUAAACUGCAGCAGUACGUGUACGAGACGCUAACCAGAAUCUUCAGGAGACACGGUGCGGUGAGGAUACAGACGCCUCUGCUGUUGCCCAAGAACAGACGUCUGUAUGAUGGAUGCGAGACGGCGAGUUUUAUGGAUCACAGCGGGAUGUUGGUGUCUCUGCCGUAUGACCUGCGCUUGCCCUUCGCCAGAUUUGUGGCAAGAAACAACAUCUCGCAUCUUAAGAGGUACAGUAUCGAGCGAGUGUUCAGGACGCGGAAGCCGGACCGAACUCAUCCACGAGAACUUGUGGAGUGUGCGUUUGACAUCAUCACUCCCAUCAACAGCAGUCUUCUGCCGGACGCUGAGGCCAUCUACACCGUCUCUGAGAUCAUCUCUGAGUUCAACGCUCUACAGGACAGGAAUUACAUCAUCUACCUGAAUCACACCAGUCUGCUAAAGGCCGUUCUGUUGCACAGCGGAGUACCAGAAGACAAACUCACACAGGCCUCUAAUAUACUGUGUGAUGCUAUGAGUGAAAAACUGACGAAGCGAGAACUGGAAGCUAAAUUCUGUAACCUGUCUUUAGCCAAUAACAGUUUACAGAUGUUGUAUAAGUUCAUCGAGCAGAAGGGAGAUCUACAGGACAUCACGCCUCUCAUCGACUCUCUCGUCAAGCAGAAGAGCUCAGCUGUCGCUCAGAUGGCGAAACAAGCACUGAAAGAUCUGGAGGAAGUCAUAAACCUGAUCUAUCAACUGGGCGUCAAGCUGCAGGUGGUGGUGAAUCUCGGGCUGGUUUAUAAAGUUCAGCAUCACUCCGGCAUCAUCUUUCAGUUCGUGGCCUUCAUCAGGAAACGCAAGCGCACCGUACCUGAUAUACUGGCGGCGGGAGGACGUUACGAUCAUCUGAUCGUGGAGUUUCGAGGUCCGACAGCCGCCGGUCCCGUGCCGUCUGCCGUGGGUGCCAGCAUCGCUCUGGAUAAGAUCUGCUCUGCUGUGGCAAACAUGGAAGAAGCGCCUGUCGGGAGCUUCUGUGAUGUUCUGGUUGUUCCAGUAGGACAUUCCUCCAUGAGCAGAGCUACUAAAGUCAUUCAGAAACUCUGGACGGCUGGACUUUCAUCAGAUAUCGUCUAUGAUGUCUCACAGUCUCAGGAGAGUGUUCUGGAACACUGCAGGCUGGCCGGGAUCUCAUUCAUGGUCCUAGUGUCAGAUAAAGAAGGAAAUCACCUGAAGGUGAAGUCCUUUGAGAAAGACCGUCAGACGGAGAAGAGAAUCCCAGAAUCUGACCUGGUGGAUCACUUCAUCCAGAAGAGUCGCACCAAGCUCUCAGAGGACAGGAACAGGGAGAUCUCCGAGGGAGUUUCACUUCAGAACCCAAAGGCAUCACAACUGGGAAACUCAAGUCUGUCGGAGUCGCACGGGAGCAACGGCACAAUCAACGUCAACCUCGUCCCACCUGACAAAAUCUCAGCCAGUUCCCGCAGGAGGUACGAGACACAGAUACAGACGCGACUGCAGAACCUGGCGAUUCACUUACAGAACAAGAGCAACGACAUUGAAGUGUUGGCUGUCGACCUGGCCAAGGAAACGCUCAUCUACUUCCUGUCUCUGGAGUUCGACAGUGAGGAACAGUUUAACGUGAGCGUGAAAACACUGCUGUCCCGUCUGCCCAAACAGAGAUAUCUCAAAUCUAUCUGUGAACAGAUCCAUCACUUCAAAAUCUCCAAAAGGGUCUCUGUUGUGGUUCUUUACAGUUACAGGGACGAUUAUUACAAGAUUCUCCUUUAAUCUUUCACUGCCAAGACCAAACGCAACUCUUCCUGUAGAAAUGAAGGUGAUCAUGUGUCUUAAAGGUUUGCGGCGUCUGCAGACAGAGGGACUUUAUGCCAAAGCUGAUUCACAGAGGGUCCAGAAACAAUCCCAACAUAAAGAUCACGUCAUUUCCAACACAAAAUACUGUACAGUACUGAAUUUCAGUAAAUAAAAUAUUUUCCCUUA